This is a messenger RNA of Pseudogymnoascus destructans, 2374 nucleotides long. RefSeq lists its product as uncharacterized. Bases 874 to 2127 code for a protein of 417 amino acids. Gene Ontology annotation, molecular function: branched-chain-amino-acid:2-oxoglutarate transaminase activity. Gene Ontology annotation, biological process: L-leucine biosynthetic process; L-valine biosynthetic process. The record is from RefSeq and is a predicted model, not a curated record. Gene Ontology annotation, cellular component: mitochondrion. Lineage: Eukaryota; Fungi; Ascomycota; Leotiomycetes; Thelebolales; Thelebolaceae. The transcript has 3 exons.
ACCAUCAACCGCCAACCAUCAACCGCCAACCAUCAACCGCCAAUAUCCUCCUCCAUCGUCAAUCCUCGUCGUCAAUCAUCAGACAGAAUCAAUAGCAUUGUCAUUGUGCACUUCUCUGAUCCACGUGCUGUUUGUACCUGCUGACUGAUUCAUUAUGUCUUUUCGACUCGGCGAUUCGGCAGCUGGAACAAAAGGGCUACGCUCGGCUUGCAACGGCCUAUAUCGACCUUUUGAUUCCGCACUUUGGGAUGGAUUUACCAAUCGAUAUGAACAUCAUCUCCGUUGCUGAAUUGAAGGGCCAACGAGGCCAAGCAAAAAGGGGGGCAGUCACCUGGUAUCAAUAGAUAUAAGUGGCUGUCCAUUGAUUGAUCUUCAAACGCCUCCAUUGAAGGGUUUUGUGUUACCGAGGAAAGGGUCCUGUCGACGUCAUAUUUUGUUCCGGCCCAGCACGCGUCUUUUUCUUAUCGAACUUUCGCCGCCCACGACCACGCACGACCACCGAGAAAUUAAUUCUGAAACUACCGGACGAGCAGAGGAGUAUGCAAAAUAUAGCCUCGAAUAGGAGACGAAUAGACCACGUUGAAACACACCGUGCCGCCGAGAUUCUUACAGAGAUUAGAGCCAAUGGACUAACUGGCCUUCCUACCAUCUUAGCUCCCGCACCAGAAAGUUGCGCGUGACCCGCCUUCCGUCUUUCCUCCAAGGCCGGUGGCUAGAAAAGUGAACCCCAACCCCUCCUCUUGACACGCUCUACUUUUUUUCUUUACCUCUUCCACACAUACACUCAUAUAACUGCAGCCAUCCAAGCUCUAAUCAUAUCUCAUCACUUCACUUCGCAUACCAUCGGGCGAUAACCCCCACCAACAACCCCUCAUGUCUCCCUCCGCCGUAUCCGCCACGCCUCCCCAGGCCGUGGUGCAGGGAAACCCCGACCUGAGCGCCGACGCCGUCAAGGCCAAGCUCAGCAGCGCCGCCUCCCUCGCACCCCUCGACGCCUCAAAGCUAACCCGCACCCGCACCACGACCCCCCGCACCGUCCCCGCCCUCGACGACCCCAUCCGCAACGUCUCCUCCUUCGCCACCGACCACAUGAUAACCUGCACCUGGAACGUCAACUCCGGCUGGGGCAUCCCUGAACUCAAGCCCUACGGCCCCUUCUCCAUCAUGCCCACAGCUUCCGUCCUCCACUACGCCACCGAGUGCUUCGAGGGCCUCAAGUGCUACCGCGGCUACGACGGCAAGCUGCGCCUCUUCCGCCCCGACUGCAAUGCUAAGCGCUUGCUCAUGUCAUCUGCGCGCAUCGCGCUCCCCACUUUCGACACUGCUGAGGUGGAGAAGCUGAUUACCGAGCUCGUGGCUGUGGAUGGGGAUAAAUUCCUGCCUAAGUCCAAUGCGGGGAAGUUCCUCUACCUCCGCCCGACGAUGAUUGGCACGCAGGCUGAGCUGGGGGUGCAGACGCCUAACGAGGCCAUGCUCUUCAUCAUCGCGACCUACAUGCCCGAGCUCUCCGAGACACCCGGCGGCAUGAAGCUGCUCGCUUCCCAGAACGACAUCGUGCGCGCGUGGCCGGGGGGCUUCGGAUUCGCCAAGGUAGGCGCGAAUUACGGGCCUAGUCUGAUGGCGCAGCAGGAGGCGCGGAGGUUGGGGUAUAACCAGGUCCUCUGGCUUUUGGGGGAUGAGGCGCAGGUUACGGAGGCGGGAGCGAGUAAUUUUUUCACGGUGAUGAGGACGAAGGAGGGGAAGUUGCAGUUGAUUACUGCGCCGUUGGGGGAUAAGGUUAUUCUGGAUGGUGUGACGAGGAGGAGUGUGAUUCAGCUUGUUAAGGAGAGGUUGGCGAAGGAGGGGGGGGAGCUGGAGGCGCUGGAGGUGGUGGAGAGGCAGUAUACUAUGGGGGAGAUUGUGGAGGCGUCGGAGGAGGGGAGGUUGAUUGAGUGUUUUGCUUGUGGGACGGCUUUCUUCGUCGCACCAGUGUCCAAAAUCCACUUCCGUGGCGUCGAUAUCGAUGUCCCAAUGGCCCAGGGCGAGGUUGGGGAUUACACCAACGUCAUCAAGAACUGGCUCGUGGAUAUCAUGUAUGGUCGCGAGGACCACCCAUGGGGCGUGGUUGUUGAGGAGAAGGAGGUUUAAGGGGGGUGUCUGUAUAUGAUGAGGGAUGAGAUAAGAUGGAGAUGAUGAAAGAAAACAUCCAUGGCGUUUUGUGAGGGAGCUUUUGCCUCCUGGAGGUGGUUUAUCGAAGCGGAAGAUUUUGAUAGACUACGCCUGAUGUUUUGUGGAUGGACAUGGAAAAUGGGCGGAGGUUUGAGAUAAAUAAGUUGGGUGGUUUUUUGGUUAUAGACUAUGAAUAUACGAUCUAUCCAUAAAAUCUCUCAUACUG